CUUCGGCUGCACCUGCGUGCACUGCGUGUCAUUCGGCUUGACUUUUAACUAACGCACGUCCGUGUCAUUCACGAGGACUUGAAGACAAUGUUUGACCGAAAGAAACGGAAUAGUUUGACGUUGAACUGCAACGCUGAGGCGGAGGAGUUCAGACGGGUGGCGGUCCGGCGGAAGGUGAAAGGUGCCGCUGAACACACAGUAGUGACCAGCGGAGUGUGUGGAUCGUACAGCUGCGACCCUGCAUGUGACAGGAUCGGUGCAUCAAUACCGAACCCCAGUCAUGCUGCAGGGAAAAUUGAGAGAGUAAACGCAACAAGGAGAUCACCAAACAAACCUCAAGUUCCUCCUAAACCAGCUCACCUCCAGAGUCCACUGAGGGGAGAUAGCAGCCCCACUUCGGGAAAAUUCCAGUCUCAGCCAGUUAAAGGAGCCAAAGACCAGAAUCAGAGUCCUGCUUGUGACGUUUCUGUCCUCAUUGUACAUCCAACUCCGAACGGUCACGGCUCGCCCAGUCCUAUCAGAGAGAGGAGCCGUGUAGCUGGAUCUCAGAUCAGCCCGGGCUCGCUGUCCCAGGGGGUGCCCUGUCGAGUGAGCAGUCCAGUGUUAGGGUCCCCCAGUCCGGGGAGAAGAAGCCUUCCUGGUCGCUGUCCAGGGAAAGAGGAAGGAUUCACUCCUGUGAAGCUCUCACCACGGAACCGUAGUCCCCUGGCUGGAAUACUGCGGACCCCCAGUCCAGUUCAGCCCAAGCACCGGUUCUACAGCCCUGCCAAGAAGUCCAAGUCUUGGCUGGGUAUGCACAGCAAAAUGGAUGGACAAGAGAAGAAAGUCGGGAAAUCCCUGAGUGUGCCCAACCUGAUUCAUUACUGCAAUGAGAGCGGAAUUUCCUCAGAUGACCGUUCUCCUUUAAAGCCUCUGCAGUUGCUCAACUGUGGAACCAACAAAAGUCACCCAAAACUUCAACAAGCCCUGAGCGAAGAGAUUCCUCACCUCUCCAUCACCAGCUCCCAGCUCUCGCCGGGUCAGAUGAAUGGCAUCACGCCUGGAGUGGAUGCCAGAGCUGAGAUUGUUCCCGUGUUGUUCUGUCCUUCGACGGGGGCCCCUCUGGAAUAUGGCAGGAUUCCCAAAGGCGGAGACACUGAUGUUGAGAUGGGGAGCAAAAACGAUGAAAAGGAUGAGAAGAAAAGAGCCGAGCAGAAGCUUUUCCAAAUCGCCACCGAGCUUCUGCAGACAGAGAGGGCAUAUGUGACUCGGCUCCACCUGCUGGACCGGGUUUUCUGCGCCCGUCUGACAGAAGAAGCAGGACGAGGGUCCUUCCCUCCCGAAGUGAUCAAGAACAUCUUCUCCAACAUUUCCUCCAUCUUCUCCUUUCACAGUCAGUUUGUGCUGCCCGACCUGGAGAAGUGCAUCAGCAGCUGGUGUGAGAGUCCAGGUUUAGGAAAUGUUCUACUCCGCCACGCUCCUUUCCUCAGGAUGUAUGCUGACUAUGUGAGCAACUUUGACCAGGCAAUGGAGCUGGUGAGGACGUGGACGGAACGCUCCUCCGCCUUCCGCAAUGUUGUUCGGGACAUACAGAGUCAGGAGGUGUGUGGAAAUCUGUCGCUGCAGCAUCACAUGCUGGAGCCCAUCCAGAGAGUCCCCCGCUACGAGCUCCUCCUCAGGGACUAUCUCAAAGUGCUGCCCAAGGAUAAUGCAGACUACCAGCUCGCUCAGAAGUCGUUGCAGACCAUCUCCAUGGCUGCCACGCACUCGAACAGCGCCAUCCACAGAGCUGAGGGAUUGAAGCGUCUGCUAGAGAUCUAUGAGAUGGUGGGAGAAGAGGAAGUAGUCAAUCCCACCAAUGAGUUUCUGAAGGAGGGUCGUCUGCUGAAGCUAGCAGCUCGAAACACGUCGGCCAUGGAGAGACACCUCUUCCUGUUCAACAACUUCCUGCUCUGCUGCUCCCCAAAGUUCUGCCUUGUGGGUCAGCGCUUCACAGUGCGCAGCAGGAUCGGAGUGGACAGCAUGCAGGUUCAGCCAACCACCAAUGAGGAUCACGCACACACAUUCCAGGUGUCUGGGAAGGAGAAGACUCUGGAACUGCAGGCCAGUUCGGAGCAAGAACGAGACGAGUGGAUUAAGAUGAUUCGGGAAGCCAUCAGUGUAUUCCAGAAGAAAAAUGAGACGUUUAAGUUGGCAUCUAAAGAGUUCAACGUGGAGCAGCCGGUGGAGGAGCUGGGGAAACGAGCGCCGCGUUGGAUCCGGGAUAAUGAGGUCACAUUGUGCAUGAAAUGCCAGGAGCCAUUCAAUGCGCUGACCAGACGACGACACCACUGCCGGGCCUGCGGCUGCGUGGUGUGCUGGAAGUGCUCAGACUACAAAGUGGCUCUGGAGUACGACGGGAAUAAGCUGAACAAAGUCUGUAAAUCUUGUUUCUCCACCCUGACUGGACAGAGAGGGGAGAGAGCGGAGGGCAAGAAGAGGAGAACACAGGAGUUGGAGACUCCCCCAGUGUUGGGCGAUGCUGUAUUUAGUGGCUUCCUCCUUUACGGCUACAAUCCAAAGACUUUGCAGCGUCUUUGGUGUGUUCUGACACGAACCGAGCCGCCGACUCUCUGCCUCUACUCGGCUUCACAGGACGUGAAGCCGUUCUCCAUCAUCUCCCUGUUGGAAUGCAGUGUUCAGGAUUGCCCCCCUGAGCUCUCAGGUCAGUCCAGCUUCACCCUCAGAGAUUCCUCAUCCACACACUCCUUCACCUGCGACACCUCGGAACUCAGACACCACUGGCUCACGCUUCUCAAAGACUCAAUGAACGGUGGCUGUCACAAAGCCUUCGUCAAUGGAAACAGCUGAACAUUGACAACAAAAGCAAACUUUUAUCUUUCACUCUUCUUGCACUUUAAUUGUGAAACGGUUUACAGUGUAAUAAAUAAAUGUUUUAACUUGAGUCGGACGAUCCAUUUCGACAGGGGUUGUGAGAUUAAGGUGCAUGGAUGUCGGGAAAGAAAAGACGGUUUGACACAAAAGAAGUUUUGUGGGUUCUUGGUCGUCUUUAGAAAACACAUUCACUGGAUCCCACUUCUGCACAAACAGUGAAAUAUUUACAAAUCAAUAUCACAACAGAAACAGCUGGAUAUAAACGGAGUCACGUAGUGUUUCAGGCACCUUUUGGCCCGCUAACACCUUCACAUCUGAUGAGUGUGAUAUGUUUGAGUUGGAGCUUUGUAACAGAACUACUGUCCAGUCUCUUAAAAGCGGACGUCCCACUAAACACAAUGGAAAACAAAACAGGGCUGGCACUGGUCACGUUCGCAGUCAGAACCUUCUGUCCCUUUCUGCGUCAGCGCCCUGCCACAUCUGCUUCAUCAGUUGCGUGAAUAAGAGGUCUCCGACUUCUGAGUCACCUUCCGUAACUCGCAAUGUAGCAGACUUCAGCGACAGACUGGGAGAGGAUCGGUGGUGUCCUUCAGCUGCAGCACAGCUGCUCGGACACCAUCAGUGUGUCAUAUCCAUAAAUGUCCAGCAGGUGGAGCAAGAAGAGCCUGUCGCCAUGAGGGUCCAGGCCCAUGGCCCUCACGCUC
This is a messenger RNA of Synchiropus splendidus (mandarinfish), 3557 nucleotides long. Its product is annotated as FYVE, RhoGEF and PH domain-containing protein 4-like. Gene Ontology annotation, cellular component: cytoplasm. Gene Ontology annotation, molecular function: guanyl-nucleotide exchange factor activity; metal ion binding. The transcript is spliced from 16 exons. The coding region runs from base 88 to 2829 and encodes 913 amino acids. Gene Ontology annotation, biological process: cytoskeleton organization; filopodium assembly. The record is from RefSeq and is a predicted model, not a curated record. NCBI's taxonomy places the organism in Eukaryota, Metazoa, Chordata, Actinopteri, Syngnathiformes, Callionymidae.